This is a messenger RNA of Rubroshorea leprosula, 671 nucleotides long. Lineage: Eukaryota; Viridiplantae; Streptophyta; Magnoliopsida; Malvales; Dipterocarpaceae. The record is from the annotation of a GenBank genome assembly.
AUCUGAAACGCUACUUUUCUACUUUCUUUCACUGUUGCUUUGGUCGUAGUUUAUGAUGUUACACGGAGAGAAUCCUUCACAAACUUGUGUGAUGUGUGGGCUAAAGAAGUGGAGCUCUAUUCUACCAAUCAGGACUGUGUCAAGAUGCUUGUCGGAAAUAAAGUUGAUAGAGAGUCCGAGAGGGUUGUUAGCAGAGAAGAAGGAAUGGCCCUUGGCAAAGAACUUGGGUGUUUGUUUGUUGAAUGUAGUGCUAAAACUAGAGAAAACGUGGAACGAUGCUUUGAGGAGCUUGCAUUGAAGAUAAUGGAGGUCCCUAGUCUUUUGGAAGAAGGAUCUAAUAUAAAGAGGAACAUUUUAAAGCAGAAACCAGAAAAUCAGCCUCCUCAAAGUGGCGGUUGCUGCUCUUAACAUGGCACAACAUGGAGAACGUGCCAAGAAAGCACGACUUACUUUCAACGCAAUGCCUGGGCGCCCCGGUGGUACAUUCCUUUGGCAUCUAGAAUGUGAACAACUUGUGUACAUUAUGAUCUCUAUCAAGAUUUUUUUCUAGUCUCUACAUCAAGAUCUAUUAGCUUGUGUAAAUUUGUUUGUAUUGCACUUCUUGGAAAAUUAUCAUCGGUGUUAGAAAACAUUGCUUUCAUUGAUUUUACCCGAGAUUUCAAAUUUCUGAU